AUGCAUUCAACGCUCCUCUUGAUCGUAGAAAAGGCGCGAAAAUUCCAAAGUCACAUCAUCCCUGCACUCUACGUCUUCUUUGCGCAGAUAGCCUUCUCGCACGCCCCAGUCCAACACCAGCUUCUCGUAGCCGCCGUUUCGUGGGGGAUUGUUUUUCUGUGUACGCUUCUAUGGGCGGGAAUCUCGUUAGGAGGUGAGAGGGAUAGAACCUCAGCAUGGCUGGCCGGAGGCUUUCUGGCAUUGGCGCAGAUUUGUGAAAGCGCCGCCUGUGACAAGGAAGGGAUAUGGUCGACAAAGGGUCUACUCCCCUUGCUUGUCACCGUACUCUCAGAGAACGAAUUGCUCUCGAAGCUUACGAUCCUGCUAAAGCAUGAGUCUCCCCUCAACCCCCCUUUCCCAGAACAGAAGAGGUUCUCGAGAUCAUUUCUGGUCCUGAGUUCCGCCACCAUUUCCGCGAGUGUCGUCUUGUCAACACUUUUCACCAUCCCUUCUACCUUUGGUCUCGGUAUAAGCAGUGUAAUCUUCACCGGGACCGGUCUGGUAUUGUUCUGUAGCUCGCUGAAAUCGACAAGUGGUGAUAUGGGAGACGUUGCAAACAAUGACGCCAGCUCACCUCCUUUAAACGGUAGACGGCAAUGGACACAGGGUAUUGUUGUCCUUCGAGAUGUUGCAGCGAUUCUAGCUGUGGCAUGUGGAAUAGGCGCGUGCGUCUUCGAGCCUCGUAUAAGUUCCCAACUCGUUGCGGGGGAACCCGAGAUUCGUGGAAUACCACGAGAACUGGGCGGUUGGGGGAUGCUGCAUUACCAUGGGACGAUACAGCAAGUUUUUUCCAUGAUCUUCGUGAACAUCAUUGUCCACGUAUUGACCUUUGUUAUGAUCAGCCGGGAAGGCCCAGUGUAUACCUCAUUCCUUUCUGUGUGCUCGUACGUAGGUGCCAGGUUGAGUCUCGCAGCUUCGAUUUCUGAUCUAUGGUUUACCAUUCUUUACGUCUCGUCCUUUAUCGCUUUGACCAGUACUUCGCCGGUUUCCGCUUCAACGGUCGAUAUUCGGACUUCUGUCCGCUUUAAACGAUUAAUUUUUGCGACCACAAUCUUAUCCGUAGGCAUUAUAUCUGUGCGGCGUGCAUUCAGUACAUCCCGCCUUAUAGUCUCGACUACAGCAGAUAGCCAAUUUCCAUUCGGCGCGGUGCCACCCCAUGAUCCCCUGCAGCCCAUACCCAUGGAUUGGACAAAGGGUCAUGGUGCUUCGCAGUUGAUUGGAAAUGCCGAACAGGAGUUCAACAAGCUUAUUGAUGCACAAUCCAAAUCGCUAGGUGACGCUGUGCAGAAAUAUCGUUUGCGAAAUAGCAUUGCACCUCCACCGCAUUUUGACAAAUGGUAUGAAUUUGCCACGCAGAACGAGGUGGUGCUGAUUGACGAAUUCGACACCAUCACUCAAUCCAUGCUUCCUUUCUGGGCCGUCAAACCUUCUACCAUUCGCGCGCGUAUCAAAUACGCGCUAGGUCACGAAGACAGUGCAUUACUAGGGGUUAUGAUAAGAGGCGGUGCAGUAGUCAAAGUCGAGGGCGGUCCUAGCUGGCAGCAGGAGGCAACAGUGGCAAUGUUGGACAGCUUCGUCAAAUAUCUCCCGGACAUGGAUCUUGGUUUCAAUAUACACGACGAACCGCGAGUUGUGGUACCCAACGAUCAGUUAUCUGCCAUGGUAGCGACGGCUCGAGACUUAGUUCUGCCUGCGGUCGGCAAAAAUACAUCACCUAGGAAUUCCUUCUCAGCGCGUCCGUCCGAUGUCAACGACGGCGAACGUUUCGAAGAGUCUAGCAGCACCCGCUUCAAUCGUUUGACUCAACAGCCGACAUGGACUCAUGCCCGUUUAUCUUGUCCCGCAAACACCCAGUCGCAACAGUUUGAGGACCAGGUCCCAGACAAUAUGACAGCUUACGCGGCAGGUGACCUGGGAUACGUAUACAACCAAACGGCAUUUUCCGACAUCUGCAAUUCUCCUUCGCUCUCCUCAACAUUUGGUCUUUUUGAAAGGCCAAAUGCCUUCGUCAUCAGUCACGAGCUCACACCAAUCUUCUCCCAAUCCAAGGUUUCCAGUUUCCAGGAUAUUAUCUUCCCGAGUCCAUGGUACUACGUCGGUAAGGUAGAUUACGAUGAAGCCCGAGACACCACAUGGGAGAACAAGACGAAUAGCAUCUACUGGCGUGGGUCUACCACGGGAGGAUUCAGCCAGAAUGGAGGCUGGAGACAUCAACAUCGUCAACGUGUGGUGCGUCGCCUCAAUGCACCAGACAAAGCCAAAAUACUCGUACCUGAUCUAUCCGACACGCCAUCCAAAUCCGCAUACACCAUGCAGACUGUGGAGCGACGUGACUACGAUUCAUUAGUAGACGUCAAAUUCUCCCACAUUGGACAGUGCGACCCAGACGACUGCGAUGCGCAAACCGAGUUCUUCCAACCGACAGAGCUAGUCGACGGUCAGGACGCAUGGCAUUUCAAGCACCUGCUCGACAUGGACGGCAACGCAUUCUCGGGGCGCUUCUACAGUUUCCUGAAAAGCAAGAGCUUGGUAUACAAAAUGGCCGUUUUCCGGGAAUGGCAUCACGAGUGGCUCAAGCCGUGGGUGCAUUACAUACCACUUAGCUUGCAUGGCGAUGAGCAUCUAGAUCUGGUGCAGUGGUUUGCUGGCGGUGCAGCCGAGAACAAAGGCGGCAAUGGGGACAGUGAAGGGGAGCGCAAAGCAAGGGAGAUUGCGGACCGGAGUCGGGAGUGGGCAGGCAAAGUGCUACGCAAUGUGGAUCUCGAGGCUUGGUUUUUUAGACUUUUGCUUGAAUAUGGACGUAUCAUUGAUGACGACAGAGAGCACAUUGGAUAUCCUGGACCUUGAGAAUCAGAUGAAGCCUGUAUUUGAAAAAACAUAAAACAAUAACAACAAACUUGAGACUUUUGAUCGGCGUGCGAUAUCUAACCUCUUCCCGCCUCCAAUAAUCUGACAUAGAAAGUUAUAGUGACGCGCGCGCCAAAAUUCGCGUUGUCAUGUCCUAAUCGUGGCAACCGAUCGUUUUUGUUUUCUUUUCCCUCUUUCCCUUCGUCUCUCUCUCUCUCUCUCUCUCUCGGGUGAUGGUGGUCAAGU
Periconia digitata is the source of this 3132-nucleotide messenger RNA. The record is from the annotation of a GenBank genome assembly. NCBI's taxonomy places the organism in Eukaryota, Fungi, Ascomycota, Dothideomycetes, Pleosporales, Periconiaceae.